Anthonomus grandis grandis is the source of this 2106-nucleotide messenger RNA. RefSeq lists its product as uncharacterized. The transcript is spliced from 11 exons. The coding region runs from base 158 to 1885 and encodes 575 amino acids. NCBI's taxonomy places the organism in Eukaryota, Metazoa, Arthropoda, Insecta, Coleoptera, Curculionidae. The record is from RefSeq and is a predicted model, not a curated record.
UUUGACGUUUCUAAUUUCAAAUUUUCCAAUUUUCAAACGAACUGAGAAAAAUUUGGGAAAACCAAUUAGUUACUUUAUGUUUCUUUUUUAAAAAUGUUAUUUCUUUAUAUUUAAUUUCGUAAUUUUUUUCUCUAUUAGUAGUUGAUUUAUUUAUAUAAUGGAUGUAUCUGACAGAAAGCAAAUAUCUUAUACCGACGUCUUGGACAAACUUUCGGAUUUCGAUUCCGAGUCCGAAGCCGAUUACACCUGCAAUGAAUUGUCAGAACCCAAAAGUGAAAGAAAAAAAUAUUCGGAUCCAAAUGACAACUUUGUUGAAUACUUUGACUCCAUAUUAGCAGAAAUCUUGAGUGUAUGUUGUGUUGGUAACUGUAAUUGUUGUGAAAAAAUUAAAAAUGUUAUUAUCAGAUGUCAGCAAUGUUCAAACAACUCACUACAAAUACAGGAUGAAGACAUUUUAUCGAAUGAUUUUGACUUUGAUUCACCUGAGAACUAUUCAGAAACAAAUAAAAAUAAAAAAAUUCGUAUACUAUCCGACAUACAAGUUAGGGCUCCUCUUUACCAAUCACCACAAAAAAAUGAGGCUGAAACAGAUUCUAAAGCACAAUUUAAUGAGACCAACUUGGAUAAACUUUUUGAUGAACUGGCAGGAAUUACAACUCGGUUUGAACAACCAAAUUUUAAUGGACGCUUAAGUAAGAAAAACCCAGGCACACAAAAUAAAAGGAAGAAUAGCAUAAGGGAGAGUACAAAAAGGACAAAACAUCCGAGAAAAGCUAAAAACUUGGACAUUUCUUAUAAUGAUAAGGACAUUUCAUUGAAUGGUACACGAAACAGCCCAAAACAUCCUAAAAACUCAGAUAGAUCUUUUGUCAAUAAGGACACAUUGAAUGGAAGCUUGAGCAAUGAAGAAAAUAAAUGGAACAGUGUGAUGCAAAUUUUAGAUUUUAAUGAAGAUAAAGAUUUGAAUAUCAGUGGUGAAUUGGUGGAAGGGAAUAAAACAAAAAUUAACUUAACGCACAGUACAAAAGGCACAAGACACCCAAGAAGAGCUAAAAACUUAGACAUAUCUUACAUCGACAAGGAUACAUUGAAUGGCAGUUUAAUCCAAGUCAGCAAUGCAGUAAAAAAACAAAAUAGUGUGAGGCAAAUGUUGGAUUUUAAUGAUGAUAAGGACAUCAGUAUGCAUACCAGUGAUAAAGAAAGAUGGAAAAGUGAGCAAAGUUCUUUGCCUAAUUUGAAUGGAGAUGGCGAAUUAGUUAAGGAAGAUAAAACAGAAAUUAACAUAAGGGACAGUACAAACGGCACAAAACACCCGAGAAGAGCUAAAAACUUAGACAUAUCUUACAUUGACACUGACACAUUGAAUGGCAAUUUAAUCCAAGUCAGCAAUGAAGUAAAAAAACCAAAUAGAGUGAGGCAAAUGUUAGAUUUUAAUGAAGAUAAAGAGGUCAGUAUGCACAUAGGUGAUGAAGAAAGAAGCAAAGAUGAAAAUUGUUCUUUGCCUACUAUGAAUGUCGGUGGUGAAUUCAUGGACAGUACAAAAGGCACAAAACACCCGAGAAGAAGUAAACACAUGAAUAUAUCUUAUAAUGAGAAGGACAUACUCACAUUUAAUCCCAAGAAAUCAGUUAUGGGCAGAAUAAUCGCGCACCGUUCAUUGCCCAAAUCAAAUUCAGCUGGUAGAAAAGCCAACAAGGAGCAGAAGAGAAAAACCAAACAAAAACCAGUGACAACUCCAAAGUCAACGUUAAAAGAAAACGAUGAUAAUAAACUAUGUGAUCAAACCUUCUCUAAGUUGCCAACGAAACGGUUUAGAAAAUUGUACUCGCCCGAAGACUGGAUUAAUUCGCAAGAGUUCGAAAAAAAUUUGCUUGUUAAUGAUUGAUUCAGAAUGUGGUUCAUUUUAUUGGGGAGGUAUAUACAAGUUUUUUUUACACGCAUAUCAGGGAUUUGAAGCAAAAAACUUCUUGUAUAAAUAAAAAAAUUGGUCUGUAAUUUAUUAUUGUUAUAUUUAAAGGUUCUAUAUUGGUUUUUUUUUAAAGGAAUGCUUUUUAUGUCUAUACAUGCUUAUUUAUGUUACUUAUAAUAAAUGUUUGAUAAAGGGUA